CAGUCGGGGCGAGUGUGGGAGCGCGUGGCGCGCGCCCGGGCGGCUGCCGGGAAGGAAGAUGUGACACGCUCGUCACCGACUCCAGCGCCGCGGGGUCGGACGCCGGGAGGCGCGGCGUCCGGAGAAGGUCCAUCCCGCCUCCCGCCGCCUUGGGACACUAGGUGCUGACCCCGCCGACCUGCCAUGAAACCACACUUGAAGCAAUGGAGACAAGGGGUGCUGUGCGGGAUAUUUGCCUGGGGGCUCUUCUUCGUGGUGAUUUUCAUCUACUUCACCGACAGCAACCCUGCCGAGCCCGCGCCCAGCUCCUUCUCCUUCCUGGAGACCAGGCGACUCCUGCCCGUGCAGGGGAGGCAGAGGGCCAUCAUGGGUGCAUCGGAGGGCCUACCUGAGAGUGCGGAUGCACGCACGGGGCUGCUCCAUGGACACCCGCCCGGCCCCCUGCACUCGGGGCCGGCUGACCCUCAGACAUGGGCCCAGGACGGGUUGGAAGAUGAAGGGUUCUUUUCGCCCCAGAAAGGGAGAAAAUCUCAAAGCGCUUUCCCCGCGGAGGAUGCCGCUUCGGACACGUUGGGGCCCCUCUCCCCCGGAAAGCUGGGCUGGCCUGAGAGGAUUCGGCUGGAGCAUCAGGCCCGCGGGCGGCGGGCGAAGCGCCGGCCACGGAGGCAGGGGAGGAGCGUGGUGCCUGAGGAGGACGGGGACCGGCUGUACUCGCCCCUGUCCCGGGCUCUGCUGCGCCGGCUCUGGAAGGGAGACGCGUCCUCGAGGAUGCUGCACCCGCGCCUGCAGAAGGCCAUGGGCGCCUACCUGCGCGCCAACAAGCAUGGCGUGCGCUUCCGGGGGCGCCGGGCGGCCGGGCGCAGCCGGGCGGAGCUGCUGUGCGCGCUGCGGGGCCGCGUGCGGGUGCGCACCCUGGAUGGCACCGAGCCGCCCUUCUCGGCGCUCGGCUGGCGCACGCUGGUCCCCGCCGUGCCACUCGGCCAGCUGCUACCGCGCGGGCUCCGGAGCUGCGCCGUGGUCACGUCAGCCGGUGCCAUCCUCAACUCAUCCCUAGGCGAGGAGAUAGAUUCGCAUGAUGCAGUUUUGAGAUUUAACUCUGCUCCUACACACGGCUACGAGAAGGAUGUGGGAAAUAAAACCACCAUCCGCAUCAUUAAUUCCCAGAUUCUGACCAACCCCAACCAUCACUUCAUUGACAGUUCGUUGUAUAAAGAUGUCAUCCUAGUGGCGUGGGAUCCAGCUCCUUAUUCUGCAAACCUUAACCUGUGGUACAAGAAGCCGGAUUACAACCUGUUCACUCCAUAUGUUCAGCAUCGUCAGCGAAACCCAAACCAGCCAUUCUACAUUCUGCAUCCCAAAUUUAUAUGGCAGCUCUGGGACAUUAUCCAGGAGAACACGCGGGAGAAGAUUCAGCCCAACCCGCCAUCCUCUGGCUUCAUCGGCGUCCUGCUCAUGAUGAGCCUGUGCAGCGAGGUGCACGUCUACGAGUACGUCCCGUCGGAGCGGCAGACCGAGCUGUGCCACUACCAUGAGCUGUACUACGACGCCGCCUGCACGCUGGGCGCCUACCACCCGCUGCUCUACGAGAAGCUGCUGGUGCAGCGGCUCAACACGGGAGCGCAGGGCGACCUGCACCGCAAGGGCAAGGUGGUGCUGCCUGGGCUGCGGGCUGUGCGCUGCCCGCCGGGUGCCUGAGGCCCGCCUGUCCAGCCGGCUCUGCAUCCGGAGAUGCUGGAAGGUGCCCUGGAGGCAGCGGCCUUCCGCCUGCAGCUGUAAGGUAGUGCUGGCCGUGGUGUCCGUCCCUUUUUAAGCCAUCGAGUUCUGACAACUGCUUUGAAUAUAGAAAUGGAAUUCAAAGGAAUAAACUCAAGAAAGAUGUAAAAAAAAAUUUUUUUUAAAGGAGAGCUGGGAGAAAAAAGCAAAUUAUUACAAACAGGUGCAUAGCUCCUGAAUGUCACUCUUGUCUUUACCGUGGGCACCUCAGUAGUCAGGGCUGGUUUCAGCUGCAGGGCUCAGUGACACGCCUGACACAUGGUUUGUCCCUGGAAGGUCAGUCCCUGUCACAGCUGCUGUGUCACAGGCACAUGCAUUUCUUGUGAAAGUCCCUAGGGGAGAGGACGUACUCUGGACUGUCACCCAGCUGUGUCUGUGGUCACACAGACCCCCCCCACACACACACACAGCACAUCCCAUGAGGGCUCUCCAGCCCCUGGCCUCUCCAUCUCUGCUCCCCGCUGCCCAGCGAGGGCCUUGCUCUGUGUAUUUCUAAAAUUCACACUUUUCUAAAGCCGUGGAGCACCUUUCCUGAGCGAGCAGUCCAAGAAAAGCUGACCCGAGGAGCAGCCCCAGGAGGCACCUUGUUUUCUUGCACUAUUUCCUUAGUUGACUGGGAGGCCCCCAGGCGCCGGAACACAGCGGCAGGUAAAUACAGAUUUGGGGGCAGCAGGGCCAUCCUGGACCCCAGCUUUUCUGGCCUUACCCGCCAGCUCUCCCUGAAGUCUUCUAGCUACAGGUGCUCUCCUGACCCCGUAGAGGGGAUUCCUUCCAGCCCGGAGCCGUCCCUUUGUGUCCAGGGCUGCACAGAUGUCUGUCUCAUGCAUUUUUUUUGCAGGUUCCUAUCAGCUGUUGGCAUCCUGACAGUGAUGUGCUGCUUUUCAUGAAUCUUCCUGCAGACAGAUGUUUAAGAAUCCCACCCUUGGUUUUUUGUUUUUGGGCUUUUUUCGCUUUUUAGGGCUGCAUCCACGG
Messenger RNA from Phacochoerus africanus (Common warthog), 2745 nucleotides. RefSeq names its product ST6 beta-galactoside alpha-2,6-sialyltransferase 2 (gene ST6GAL2). Gene Ontology annotation, biological process: carbohydrate metabolic process. Gene Ontology annotation, molecular function: sialyltransferase activity. The record is from RefSeq and is a predicted model, not a curated record. The coding region runs from base 184 to 1695 and encodes 503 amino acids. NCBI's taxonomy places the organism in Eukaryota, Metazoa, Chordata, Mammalia, Artiodactyla, Suidae. The transcript is spliced from 6 exons.